Molecule: messenger RNA, 1224 nt
Organism: Saprolegnia parasitica CBS 223.65
Lineage: Eukaryota; Oomycota; Saprolegniomycetes; Saprolegniales; Saprolegniaceae
Exons: 2
Coding region: 6-1145 (379 amino acids)
Source: RefSeq, a predicted model, not a curated record
CUGCCAUGUUGAUGCGCUUCCUCGGUCUUCUUCUCACAGGCGCCGCGACGGUGGCCGGCUUCACGGGCGACGGCACGGGCUACCACCUCUCGGACCCCAAGACGGGCAACUGCAACUUCAUGAAGUACCCGUCCGCGGCGACGACCCACUACGUGGCGCUGGCCCCCAAGUUCUUUGACCACACGAUGGGCUGCGGUAUGUGCAUCCAGGCCAAGUGCAGCGACAGUGCGUGCGCGGGUGCGACGGCCACCGAGACGUUGUACGUCGUCGACCAGUGCCCGGGCUGCAUGGACGAAGACAUUGACAUCUCGCCCGAAAUGACGUGGUCCUUCGUGCCGUGCCCGAUCUCGGACUCGAUCUCGAUCUGCAAGAAGGCAGGGAGCAACAACCACUGGCUCGCGCUCCAGCCGACCAACACGCGGACCGGCGUCGGGUCCGUCUCGAUCAACGGGUCGCCCACCAAGAUGGUCGCGUCGGCCUUCUACUUUGUCGUUGAAAGCGUCCCUGAGAUCGACCUCAGCAAGGUCCUCGUGUCCCUCUCGCCCGCGGGCGGCGGCACCGCGGUCUCGGCGACCGUCGAUCUGAGUGGCGAAGGCUGUGCGACGACCAGUGUCCAGUUUGGCGGCGGCCCGGCACCUGGCCCAGCUCCCACUUCUGCGCCGACACCAGCUCCGACUCCGGCUCCUACAUCCGCCCCUACACCCGCCCCUACACCCGCCCCUACACCCGCUCCGACGCCGGCCCCGACGCCGGCCCCGACGCCCGCACCGACAGACACCCCGACGACAACACCCCCUGCGACGUCUGCCAACGCUACGACAGCUCCGACGACGAUGACGCCGAUCCCGGCGCCGACCGAGGGAGCUCGGCUGGAGAGCGACGCGACGCCUGCGCCGUCCACACGCGGGACGACUCCGUCGCCGCCGGUCGUUGAGGUGUCCAACCAGAGCAAGGCGGAUCCCACUGGCACGUCGCCGCUGAUCAUUGUGCUCGGCGCGGCGUGCGCCGUGGCUGUCGGCGCCGUCGCGAUCGCGAUCGUCGUCAUCAAGCGCAAGCAGCGCAUGGACAAGGAGAACGACUUUGACAGCGACUUCAACCUCGCAGCCAUCGUGUCGCACCGCGAGUCGAGCGUUGCUGUCUUGUAACCACGGUGUACAUGGCUUGAACGUAGAUAGUAUCUGUCCUGUAUUUAAUCCUACCAACGUGGUAUCCAUAUAUCCCAAA